Molecule: messenger RNA, 6483 nt
Organism: Octopus sinensis (East Asian common octopus)
Lineage: Eukaryota; Metazoa; Mollusca; Cephalopoda; Octopoda; Octopodidae
Exons: 7
Coding region: 272-1585 (437 amino acids)
Molecular function (GO): protein binding
Source: RefSeq, a predicted model, not a curated record
UCUUUUCCAUAUGUUUCUUCCCUAGAGAGUGAUAUAUAAAGGGAGAUUAGGCAGAUAUCUUCGGAGUAGAUUAUCGCCAUUGAUACAGGAACGAAGAUGGGCAGUGAUUACUUCCAUGCUAUUCCCCACCAUCUCUUCACAUUCUCUUACAUAUACAGACGCCAGUUUCUACUCUUCACUUAACUACCAAACCAACACCGUGUACUGUAUAUUAUCAAUGAUGGUGUAUAUAUAUUUAUAUCUUUCACACGUUUAAAACAACACCAAAAAAAUGACGGAGUUGAGCGACAUCCCCGAGGAAGUUCUACGGAUCAUCUUCCGAAAAUUGGACGGCACCACGCUUUUCCGUAUGGGUCAAGUUUGUAAGUACUGGUACCGAAUUGUUUACGAAUUAACGCAGGACGUCAGCAUGUGGUGCUCAUUUUGUUUGUAUGAAAUUCCCACCCCUGCUCUCGAACAAAUGACCGGUUUGGUAGACGUGGACAACCUGCUGGAGUGCGACUCCCGUAUGAGGGACAAAAUACUCAGUGUGCGCUUGCCCUGGCAAUACUGGCGUGAGGUUUACAUCGCUUAUUGUCGCAGCCGAUGUCUUCGUCAAUGGCACUGCCUUCGUCGAACCGUCAAACAGUCGAAGUUCCGAGGUAAACCGACAUGCGUUAAGUUCCAUGGUAAUCUGUUACUGACUGGCCAUGAGAAUGGCAGUGUGAUUUGUUGGGAGAAUGCUGGAAUGAAACAUCAGACCAAUUCCUUACUCCAUCGGCACCGAAGUGCAGUGACCGCUCUCGCUGUCCUAGAUUUUUCUAAUCUGAAAAAUGGCAAGACUACCUCCUUCACCAUUAUAUCAGGCUCAGAUGACCGAGAACUGUUGUACACUACAUACAGAUCAGAACACAGAAUGACCCGCUGCCUGUCCCAUUCAACAAUUGUAACAUCAAUCAGUUCCUGGGGAUCCAACUUUGUGACUGGAAACCAGGACACUAUACUUCACGGCCAGUGGGUAUUCACGCUUACACCAGAUUUCAACAUUGUCAGACGUUUUCACCUGCUAGGUCAUGGUUCAUCAAACAUAACAGCCACAUGUCUUUGGAAAAAUAAGGUUGCAUCUGGUGAUGAUGAGGGCAAUAUAUAUAUCUGGGAACUAACUGAGACCCACAAACGUUAUCUUUUACCCUUCAAUGUUCUCUCAUCAUCUGGACCAGUACAGCAAAUCAUACUUUGUGGUGAUCGUCUUCUGUGUUUGUCAGGGAAACAUACUCUGUCUGUCUACUCUAAUGACAAAUGCUGUGUGGAGAAAAAUAUAUUUCAUGAUCUUACAAGAACUCCAGAAUAUAUAUCUCUGUGGGGACCAAUACUUGCUGUUGGUGUCAAGGCAGGUAUCGUGUACAUUUAUCGUUUGGAAACUGACAAGGAUUGGAUAAAUAUCGAUUUGACUGCACCUCUCUACAUUCUCCACUCUGGCCAGGAACAUGUACUCAGUUUGGACAUUACAGACUCUGGACUUGGGCCCUCACUUGCCUUUGCCACUGACAACAACACCAUCCACUUAGCUCACUGGCUGCCACAGCAUUCAAAACGUGUUCGAUAGUAAAGGCUUUGCUGUUAGUGUGUAAAGGGGAAUGUGUAUGUGACAUGUCCACUCAUCUGUUUAUGUAUAUCUGGGUAUAUGUGUUAUAGGCAGGUGUUUGUAUGUACAUGCAUGCAUGUAUGUGUGUUUGUGUAUAUAUAUGUAUAUAUAUAAUGGUGUGUAUUUAAAGGCAGUUAUGUGCCUCUAUAGACAUACAUUAUCAUCAUUUUAACGUCCACUUUUAAAACAAUGAUGCUUGUCUAUAAAUACACACAUAAGUAAUUUUAGACGUGCACUGUAUAUAUACAUAUACAUACAUAUGCACAUAGUGUGUAUGUAUAUAUAUAUGUGUAUCUAAUAUUUAGAGUGUGCCAAAACUCAAAAGGUCUGACUGCAUAUUGCAGUCUAUGUGCAUAAUCUGAUUUCAGCUCUGGCACCAACUGCAUUUUUAUACUUUGUGUCUUACCAUCUAUGUGUAUGGAUCUGUGUGUGUAUAUGUAUAUAUAUAUCUAUCUAUCUAUCUGUGUGUGUGUAUAUAUAUAUAUAUAUAUAUAUAUAUAUAUAUAUCUUGAUUGGUAAGCCUGCUUGCAAACAAAAAGAGAAAAUCCAUACAGCAGACUGUGUAUAUAUUUUACUUGAAGUUGAAGCUUCAUGAAUUCUAACUCUGAGUUUCACAUUUCUGAUUACAUAAAAGAUUAAAGCAGACAAGCUGUAUGUCAUAGAAGCAAAAAUAUUGAAAUCUCAUGAGCCAACAAGAUGUUGGGAUUUAAUUAGUUGCCAGAAAAAAACAAAAAGAAAACAAAAAACAAGCAUCAUAUGUAUUUAUUCAGUGUCAUGAUAUUUUCAUGAUUUCAUUAUCAUGUAUGGGAACACAUUAGCAAAGAAAAUGGUUGCUGUUGCUGAACAUUAAAUUUUUACCAAUUUAUAGCCACUUGCUUAUGUGUUUAUAAAUAACUCUGAUGAUAUGAAUAUAUGAAAAUGUGUUCUGCUUGUGAGAAUGAUAGAUGAACGUAUAACAUGUUUUCUAACGUUAUGUUUUUUUUUCUGUUUUGUUUCUGGCAACCAAUUAAAUCCAGAUGUAGCUAGUUAAUCAUAUUUCAAAAUAUUUUUGCAUAUGUUUACUUAUAUCAUCACACUGUUUCCCUAUUGCAAUCAUUUAGUCAAUAACAUAAAACUCAGAUCAAGAUUCAAGAAACUCUGGCUUCUAAUAUCAUUGUCAUCAUUAUCAUUUUACAUUCAUUUUUCCUUGUUUUAUGGGUUGGAAGGAUCUUCUUCAGGACAGCAUCUUGCCACUUUUCUUUAUGUGGGCCAACUUUUUUCACUUGUUCUUCCUCUUCUGCAAUUUCUAUCUACUUGUAUCUCUUGGCAUUUCUUUACCUGACUGCCAUCCUCCACAUGAAUCAUACGUCCAUAUCAGUUCAAUCUUCUUUCUGGCAUACACAUCUGAUUCCCUUCAUUCUCAGCUUUUCAACCCAGCUCAUUUACAUUCCAUCAUCUGUGGACACAAACAUACAUUUAGCAGAAUGUGCUUGCCUAAUUUUUUUCAACUUUUACUUAAUCUCCUCAUUCAAUACUCAUGUUUUGCUAUCAUACAACAUUUUACUUUGUACACAUGCAGUCACCUCACUAUCUACUUUUCCAUACUUCUCCCAUUUUGGUGUCAUUGAGAGCAAAUGUGCUGCUAUUAUUACAUACACAUUUUCAUCAAAAAACAUCUUUAAAACAUCCUGAAAUAACACUCUGCAAUCUGGGCUCUCUCUUAUACCUCUGAUCCUCACAUCACAGAACAUUGGAAAACCUCUUACAUUCAACUAAAUAUGCCAAAUAUCUAUCUCCAGUUCUUAAUGUUUCUAGUUUCCAGCUUUUUUCCAUUCUUUCCAUACCUUACUCUUAGCUUUUAUGGCUCUAUUUACCAUAUUAUUUCUUCACCAAGUUACCAUCUGUAUAAUUGGAACCUUGCUUCAACCAGGAAUCAAGUUUCUGGUUCACAACACUUUGUCUUAGAGAAACUUUCAGAUAUCUUCUAUGUUAUUGGUCUCUGUUUUCUCCUUCUCAGCAUAAUUAUCAGGCAUAAACCAGUCUUUUCCUUGUAAAAAAUUACUUGUAAAGGUUAAGAGGUUUCACAUGAAUGAAUUUAUAUUACUGAAAGAAAAUGCUUUGAGAACUUUGUCAUGCAUAAAAGAAACUUAAGCAUUUUUAUCAAUAUAUGCAACUGGUUUCGAUCAUUUUUUAAAGAUUUAGUCCUGUUAGGAGAUAAAGGAAAAUAAAUCAAUUUUUCAUGAUAUCAGUUCUGGAGGUUCAUAUCUUUCUUACAAAAUCCACAUGGUGCUGCCAGUUGGUUUCUUUCUGAUGGCUGCUGUGUAGUAGUAGUGACAGUUAACCCUUUAGCAUUUAAACUGGCCAAUAUAAUCUACCUGUCCUAUGUUCAAAUAGGACAGAUCAAAUCUCUCACACCUAACCUACAAUAUCAUUCUACAAAUAGAUGCUCACAUAAUCCUACAUUAUCUCAUAGCUUUGAGAUUUUGAUGAAUUUCAAACAGUGAAUAAGCAUUGCAUUUGGCACAAUAAUCUGAAUGCUAAAAGGGUUAAAGCAGUGGAAGUUGUCCAUUAAGAAGUGGCAGCUUCAGCAAUAGUUGUUGUGGUACUGACUCUUGAAGGAGCAGUAGAAGUAGCUGUAACAUUUAUAGCAGUUUUAGUAGUUGUCUCCUUUCCUCUCCCACGGUUGUUGGUGUUUGGUUAUGAAAGUUGUUUCUUUAUCAAUGUGUUGUUUUUGUGCAGUUGUUACAUUGGUAUAAGAGGAAGACUGUAGAAUUUUCUUGUUUCUGACCUGCAUAUAUGUCUAUUAUGUUCACCGAGUUCAAUACUUUUGUAUUUUAAAUUAAAUUAAAAUACGGGAAUACAAUGUAGGCUUCAGUGAAACGACAACAUUUUACUAUCACCCCCUUAUGCAAAAUGAGCAGUUACACAAAAUUUACACAUUAAUAAAGAAACAGUUUUCAUGACCAAAAUACUGAUCACUUCUAAAUAACUGCGGGCGACAACUACUAAAAUUAUUGCUACUACAACUGUAGCUUCUACUACCGCCACAAGGGUCACUAUUGCUGAAGCUACCACUGUGGCUUCUACAAAUUAGACUGAUAGUCACUACUAUGGCUACCAGCAUAUCUGCUGCUUCUACAUUUAAGUUAUUUCUUAACAACAAAGAACAACCACUGCUCAAACUGUUAUUGCUACUACUAUGACACAGCAGGCAUUAGAAGAAAACUCACAACUAGCACCAUUUGAACACCCAGAACUGAUAUCAUGAAAGAUUAAUUUAUUUUCCUUUCUCUUUCAGCAUGACUAAAUUUUCUUUUAAAGUGAUUGAAACUGGUAGCAUAGUCUGAUGAAAAAUAUACUCUUUCCAUCAUCAAGUUCUCAAAGUAUUUUCUUUUUGGUUUUUAAUAUAUAUAUAUAUAUAUAUAUAUAUAUAUAUAUAUAUGUAAAUAUACAUAUAAAAUCAUCAGCAUAAUACAUAAAUUUAAUGUCUCUUUGUACAUUUCUGAAGUGAAUACCGGUCAAGAUGAUACCAAGCAAUCUUGCUCUGAUGGAUCAUCUACUCAGAAUCCUUAAGUCACAAAUUAUGAAUUACUUCAUAAAUACCCAUGGAAUAAUUGAUUAAUCAAUUGUCAGUCAUUCAUGAAUUAUGUCAUUAUUCAUGGAUUUUUUUUUUUUUGUUUCAAACAAUUCGUGAUUAAACAUCCAUGACUUUUUAAAAUUAUACAAAGGAUUGUUCAUAUUUAAUUACCAUUUAUUUUUUUACCAACUAAUAAAGACAAAUAUAAUAAUAAUUAUUAUUAUUAUGUUUUGAAGUUUUGCAAAACUUUUAUAUGUCACACCAUCAUCAAUAUUAUAAGUUUGUUGCUGUCAUUAGCCCUGGGUCAGCUGUAAUCAAAGUAAAUCUACAUUCAAAGAUGUUUCAGCCAAGACUACCUCUGUUUCUCUCUCCUUAAUCGUUUUAGACAUAAUGUAUCUAGGACUGCAUUAUCCACUGUCCUUCCUUCUUUGAAGGAGAUUUGGUUACAAUUUCUAGCAGGUUGAAAAACCACAAUGUCCCCCUCCAUUCCUUGGGUUUGUUUGUAAUGGUCGACACGGCUCACUUGCAAAGUCUUCUCUAUAAACAAAACAAUGUUUAUCUUAUUAUAAUUGAAAGGAGGAUUGCCAUGAAUAAGGCACAAGUAAAUCCAAAGAUACAGUGUGAUCCUUUUACAGGAUUCAAUUGUGGCCAUGCUGUAACAUUUAGUGCCAUUGUCUGAUCUAACUUAAGUGUAAAUAAUUAGACUUCAGUUACUUUUACAAUUUCCCAUCAACCAUUCUCACGUACCCCUUUCUAAUUCAGUACCUCUUGUUAGUUUGAAGUUCUCCAUUCCAUUUCAUUUACAUUGCCAUCUUCUCAGAAGUUGCAAAAGGAAAUUGGAGAAGGCUUAAAAGGAAUGAGAGGUGUUUAAAAAAAAUAUCCAUUUGUUGUUCUGCAGGAAGUUUGGGUACAUUGGUUCUCAUCUAUCUGAAUUAUCACGUUAUAUGUCUGGCCCCAAAAUAGUAUAUCUUGGGACAAUUAGAAUUGAACAUGUCACCAACAGCUGAGCUACUGGAGUGUAUCUAGAUAAUACUCUAAAUUCAACAAUAUAAUUCACAAUUGAAAGUGACUCCUAUUUCAUUUUGUGGUCUUUGACUACCAGUCUUCAAGCUACUUGAUCAUAAGGCAUAUUUAUCACUCAUAUCUGCAAAUAUUUCAUUAUUUCUUAAGAAUUUUAAUUUUUGUUUUAUCUAUUGCUUUGAUUUACAAAGUUACAAUUGAAAUGAAUCCACUGUGGUGUGGAAAAGAGCAAAUAUGUUGUACUUCACUCUAAUAAAGAUCAAAAGUUCACUCUCUGAGGCAA